Molecule: messenger RNA, 1607 nt
Organism: Mycena citricolor
Lineage: Eukaryota; Fungi; Basidiomycota; Agaricomycetes; Agaricales; Mycenaceae
Source: the annotation of a GenBank genome assembly
GAUCACCGAGUCGGACCUUCCGCUCCUCAUUGGCUCAGUGUUAGCCGACGAUGCAAAGCACGGCCUGCGCGUGUGCACAAUGCUUUCCGAAUUCUUCCUCUCUCAUUCUUUCUCCACCUCCUCUAGCAUUGCACCUUACGUCCGAUGAUGAAUUACGCUGGAGCGACGCUGACGGGCAUGGUUGGCGGUGGAACGCCUCGUCUGAAGUCUUCGAGGACCAACGUCGCUCGGAAACCCCCCGCCGUAUCUCGAGCUCAGAAAGUCGCGAUGCUGAAUACCUACGCAACGGCAGUCACUGCCCCCAUCCUCUGGGUUUCGGCGAUGAUGCCGCUCCAAGCUGCGACCGCGGCCGACUAUCAGAACUACGCUGAUGCGUUGUACGAAUACACGUCCCAAAUGCCACCACGCACGCCUGUAAAGAGGUUGGAGCCCCAUCCGAGAGGGACUUGGCGCAUCACUGUCGACAACCCUUCAGCUGGGACAGCAGGUGUGCCACGGUCCGCAGUUGCUCGACUCGUUAUUCCCUCGAAAUUGAAGUCGGGGCCGACGCCCCCAUCUCCUCCCACUACCUCUUCUCGAUCAUCGGUGCCACCGACGAGUCCUGUGCUCAAACCAUCCUCCACACCCACACGUCCAGACGCUUCACCCAAUAAGACACCUCCCGUGCCAGAUUCGCCAAAGUCAGCUUCUACGAAAGCCGAUGCCGCAAAUCUGACCCUGACUCCUGGCUCCGAGUCUUCCGAUUCGUCGCGCAGCGCUUCCCAAGAUAUGACAGUCACUUCCCCGCACCCAAUCGCCGAAAUCCCCGCAUCCACAGCCAUCCCGCCGGUUUCCCUCGUGGCGACACCGAGCUCGACAAAGAAUUCAGGAGCGUCAUCCACGAUCUGCAGCCCCUCCCGUCCGUCAGCCGCAGCCGCACUCGUAGCCACGGUCGCACCGAAGAGCUGGCAGCCACGAAAUGUUCCCUGGAGCUACAUCCCUGGCGUCAGCUACAGCUACAGCGACUGCAGCGACUACAGCGACACGCCCCCGGGGUCAGUUGCCCCGCUCGGCCGACAUACCCCAACGCUCAUUCUGCGUUCAAUUCGGCCGCCGCAUCAUGGGACCGUGUCGCAUUGCUGGGAGGAGGAGGAGCAGACGGAUGCGGAGGCCGAAUGGGGUGUGUGUUACCCACGUGAGGCUGGGCGAGAGGGCGAGUGUCUCGCUGUGAGUGUUGCGGGACCUAUUCUGGUGCGGACGAGGUUCGUCAAGCCGGGGGAGACGACUGCGGUGAAGUUUUGCUUCUAGACGACUGCUUUAUGAUGUGUUAUGACUGUGACGACUACUGACGAGUGACUCGCUUACUUACUUGACCGGCUUUAUGAUGCCGAGCUGACCCUCCUUUACGAUAUUUGAAUGUUGUUUUACGAGAGUAGCGCUAUGUGCUAUGCAUAUCUGUCCUUUACAAAUCCAUGUACAUACAUCUUGUGUCAAAUGUAUGUGCUACCUACCUAGUUGCCACCAGCAAUGAUUGAUGGAAUGUUGCCCGGUCCUUAGGCCCAAGAAUUCUCUUUUCAAUACAUAUAAAUAGCAGGCAGUCACCAUCGACCAGAGACUACCGUUGACCA